Fragaria vesca subsp. vesca is the source of this 705-nucleotide messenger RNA. Its product is annotated as cytochrome b5-like. The coding region runs from base 107 to 499 and encodes 130 amino acids. The record is from RefSeq and is a predicted model, not a curated record. Gene Ontology annotation, cellular component: intracellular membrane-bounded organelle; membrane. NCBI's taxonomy places the organism in Eukaryota, Viridiplantae, Streptophyta, Magnoliopsida, Rosales, Rosaceae. The transcript is spliced from 3 exons. Gene Ontology annotation, molecular function: heme binding.
AGGAUAGAGAGAGACAGAGACAGGACGAGGGAAUAUCUGGUAAUCCAAUCCAAGAGCCAAGGAGGUCUCUCUGAACCAGGUUGACCAAUCCCCGAAGCGUUCAACGAUGCCGACGCUGACGAAGCUAUACUCAAUGAAAGAAGCCUCGCAGCACAACACCAAAGAUGACUGCUGGAUCGUCAUCGACGGCAAGGUGUAUGAUGUUUCAACAUAUCUGGAUGAUCACCCUGGUGGAGAUGAUGUAAUCCUUGCUACAACUGGCAAAGACGCCACUGAUGAAUUUGAAGAUGCUGGGCAUAGCAAAGAUGCAAAGGAGCUCAUGGAAACCAUGUGCAUUGGAGAGCUCGACACAGACGCCUCUGCCUCAGCUGAACCUGAAACUCAACCAACUGGUUAUCCUGAGAAGCUCAUGACACUGACAAAGCAAUACUGGGCUGUUCCUGCAGCUGUUGUUGGCAUCUCUGCGGUGGUUGGCAUCUUGUACUUGCGGAAGAAGUGAUUCAAUGCACAAUUCUUGUUGCUCGGAAGGAAAUUAGUCACACAAUUUUGAAUAAUUAGUUGAUUAGUCAUUGAGAGAAGCGGCCCAUUGGCCAUUGGCCAUUAUUACAUGAUUUAUGAUUACAAGUACACUGGGAACUUGCAUAUUGUGAUUCAGAUAUCAUUUUUAUGGACUUCAGAUGAGAUAUGACAUUUACAAAUUUUAGU